Molecule: messenger RNA, 4095 nt
Organism: Prionailurus viverrinus (fishing cat)
Lineage: Eukaryota; Metazoa; Chordata; Mammalia; Carnivora; Felidae
Gene: CDC50B
Product: transmembrane protein 30B
Exons: 1
Coding region: 419-1480 (353 amino acids)
Biological process (GO): phospholipid translocation
Cellular component (GO): plasma membrane; Golgi apparatus; endoplasmic reticulum
Source: RefSeq, a predicted model, not a curated record
GAGCCGCCGAGAGGCAGCCUGGGGCCGCCACUCACGUCGGCGAGGAGGAGCUGGCGGCCGGACCCAGCCAGAUGGAGAGGAAACCCGAGCCGAGGACCCGCCAGGUGUGGAGACCAACGCCCGCACGGCUCACCUCCGAAGAGGCGGGGCGCGCGGCUGCCGAUUACCGGCAGGGGCGGAACCGGCCGGGAUCACCUGGGCCCAGGCGGAACUGAGGGGUCGGGUCACCGCACGAAGAACACCGAGACUCACCUGUGCGGGGACCGGAGGCGGGGCCGGCCCCCACCCUCACCGAAGCCGGCAGAAACCUCGGCCGGGAGCGGCCCCCGGGCUCGCCCUGCGCGCUGGGGCGGCGCCCCCGCUGGCCACCUCCUAGCGGCACUCCGCCCGUCCGCGCGUCCGUCCCGGCGCGGCCGCCAUGACCUGGAGCGCCACGGCCCCGGGCGCCCACCAGCCCGACAACACUGCGUUCACGCAGCAGCGCCUCCCCGCCUGGCAGCCGCUGCUGUCGGCCAGCAUCGCGCUGCCGCUCUUCUUCUGCGCGGGCCUGGCCUUCAUCGGCCUGGGCCUGGGCCUCUUCUACUCCUCCAAUGGCAUCAAGGAGCUCGAGUACGACUACACGGGCAACCCGGGCACCGGCAACUGCUCGGCGUGCGCCCUGGCCGACCAGGGCCGCGCACCGCCGCUUCGCUGCUCGUGCGCCUGGUACUUCUCGCUGCCCGAGCUCUUCCCGGGCCCCGUGUACCUCUACUACGAGCUGACCAAUUUCUACCAAAAUAACCGGCGCUACGGAGUGUCCCGCGACGACUCGCAGCUGAGCGGGCUGCCCAGCGCGCUGCGCCACCCGGCCAACGAGUGCGCCCCCUACCAGCGCAGCGCCACCGGCCUGCCCAUCGCGCCCUGCGGCGCCAUCGCCAACAGCCUCUUCAACGACACCUUCUCGCUGUGGCACCAGCGCCGGCCCGGCGAGCCCUACGUCGAGGUGCCGCUCGAUCGCACCGGCAUCGCCUGGUGGACCGACUGCCACGUCAAGUUCCGCAACCCGCCGCUGGUGAACGGCAGUCUGGCGCUGGCUUUCCACGGCACCGCGCCCCCGCCCAACUGGCACAGGCCGGUCUACGAGCUGAGCCCCGACCCGAACAACACCGGCUUCAUCAACCAGGACUUCGUGGUGUGGAUGCGCACGGCGGCGCUGCCCACGUUCCGCAAGCUGUACGCGCGCAUCCGCCAGGGCAACUACUCGGCCGGGCUGCCGCGCGGCGCCUACCUCGUCAACAUCACCUAUAACUACCCGGUGCGAGCCUUCGGCGGCCACAAGCUCCUCGUCUUCAGCAACAUCUCGUGGAUGGGCGGCAAGAAUCCCUUCCUGGGCAUCGCCUACCUGGUCGUGGGCUCCCUGUGCAUCCUCAUGGGCUUUGUCAUGCUGGUGGUCUACAUUCGCUACCAGGACCAGAACGACGAGGAGGAGGACGAAGAAUGAUUCCGGCUACUUGCCAAACAAAACUCUGGCAGGCUUCGUAGGCUUCUCCCCCUCGAUUCCAAUCCCAAUUCCAACCUCUCCUCACUUUUCCUCCUGUUGUGAUGAGGGGACCAGAGGGAGGAAUUAUACCCACUUGCUGGGGUGUUUGGAUGGCAGAAUGAGACGAUCUUAACAAAUUCUCCCCAUCUUCACGAUUUCCCAAGUUGACCUGUUAGGUUCUUAAAGUCUUCGGCAUCUGAGCAUGGAAGGGACGGUGGAGAUUCCUUGUUCAACUUCUAUCUGAUGAGAAGACUGAGACCUAGAGACGUUAAAUAACUUAUUCAAGGUCACGUAGCCACUCGUUGGCUCCUGACUCUGACUCUUUUAUCACUACAACACAGUGGUUUUCUUGCGGGGAGGGGGGCUGGAGGAGAGAGUAAAGCCCUCAAAUAACUUCCAGAGGUGUGGAGGGGUGGGAAAGAAUAUAUUUGUGAAAAAUGUAGACAGAUUAGGAAGCACUAUCCCCAGAUGCUGACACACGCAGGAGUGCACCUCCUAAAGCUGUAUUUUAACAAGCCUGUCUGGAGAUCCCUCCUGUAUUCCCUCAAAUUCUGGAAUCACUGCCCUGAACCAGGAAGCAAGUAGAAUACUGGCUGUUUCCCUGUUUUCUCAUGUGUCUGAGGUUGGGCCUGAAGCAGUCAUGUGAGGUUUUCAGGUAGUCAUUUGUUCCCAGGGGCUGUAACAAUCAUAAUGUUUCAAGUUUGGUCUACAAUCCUGCCUUCAAUAUGGAAAACACUCCAUAAGUUGUGGAAUGAGUGAAAAAUAACUUGCUAUCUCUAGAAAUCUGGCAUAAAGAUUUGCAAAACAGGGUUUGUAUCAAUUUAUUUAAUAUUGGAGGGUUAAAGUGAAAAAAAAAAAAACCCAAACACUUUGCCAAGUACUGUGUAGAAACUUGAAAAUGCCAGGUCACUUUGUAUAGCUUGGAGUGAAUGUUUUAAACUUAGAAUCAGAUAGAUGGAAGGGGUCUUAGAGGGAAAAUGAUUUCCCUAAAGUCAUACCUGUGUCUCCUGACUCCUGACUUGGUCCUCUUCAUCAUCUAAAUUAUUUUUUAUGCUUAGAGAAAAAAAGUUUUCCUUCAUGCGUGUAUUUUCCCUGGAGUCUAAGAAAAAAACUUUUUAAUCUAUGUUCUCAAGUGAAGCAUGUUUGUUUGUAAUAAUGGUUUAAAGGAAUGCUAAGGAAUAUAGUCCUAUAUGUUAUCUAGAAUCUUAAGAAUUAUUUGAAACUUCAAGAUAAUUUUAAAGUCUGACUACUCUAAAAUUAUCCUAAUGUAUAGAAAGUUAUUCUAAGCUAUAGAUUUAAAAAAAAAAACACCUUCUUUUUAUGGCAAAACAAAAACUCCUUAGUGAUAUCCUCUUAACCAGUUUAUUUCCUGAAAGUAAACGAUUAUUUGGUAUUCUGUCAAAAUCGUCCAGUGCCUGCUCUCUAUUAAAGCUACUUUCCAGGGGUGCCUGGGUGGCGCAGUCGGUUAAGCAUCCGACUUCAGCCAGGUCACGAUCUCGCGGUCCGGGAGUUCAAGCCCCGCGUGGGCUCUGGGCUGAUGGCUCAGAGCCUGGAGCCUGUUUCCAAUUCUGUUUCCAGUUCUGUCCCCGUUCAUCCUCUGUCUCUCUCUGUCCCAAAAAUAAAUAAACGUUGAAAAAAAAAAUUUAAAAGCUACUUUCCAGUUACUACCGUUUUUGCUCAUGCCUGUAAGGUAUUAUGAGACUUUGAUGUAUUUUUUUAAGUAGCCAAAGACUAUUGAAUUGUAUUGAAUUAUUUACAUUAAUUUUAUUAUACUCUAUUCUAGUUCUCUGAAAAUUAAUAAUUGAUGGACAGCAUGCAUUUAACUGACCUCUGUCUCAGACCUUCUGGAACAGUCGUGAUUUAAUAUUCUGUCCCACUAUUUUACGUAAACCAAAAAAUAUUUUAGCAAUUCUCGUGUGUUGGCUUCCCAGUCCCAGAAUGUGACACAAUUUUAUUGUCAGAUUGCAUAUUGCGAUUUUAGACUAUGAAAAUAGGAUCAUUAUAUGUAUAUAAGAUAAUUUUUAUUUAUUAUGAAUGUUGGAUCAAGCAGCUUACUAGCCUAGCUUUCUUUAUGUUGGGUAAGAGAAUUUACUAUUUUCUUACUAUGUGGUCGAGAGCAACCAUGUGUUUUGCUAUCAUUUUAACAAUAUUCAGUCCAUUGCUCUAAAUUGUUUAAUGAGACCACAAAACUUAAGGGGUUCUGAUUAAAUCAAUGAAUGUGGUUCCAGGCCCUAUUCUCUGGAUUUUUGAAAGAGAAGAAAGGUUAUGUUUGUCUUACCUUUGUUAUCACAUUUGCUUAAUUCUUUUGAACUAUGGUCUUAAAGGCACAAACAGUACCAACCACUUUGUUCAUGUGUUAUUAGCAGGUUUUUAUUGCAGCAAGAAAAUCAUCUUUCAAAAUAAGGCUCAGAGUAAAUGCAGUCUUUCAGUGUUAACUUCCUAAAACAGAAUUUGAACUUAUGUGAACAUCAACAUGUAAUACGAAUUAGAUGAUCUUCAACUAUUACUUAAAUUUGGUAAAAUGUGGUCAAUGUAAAAAAUAAUAUGAAAUUUUAUUAAAGAAUAUGAUUGUAGUA